AUGGCUGCGGCCACAGCGCGAGCCCACGAGGCCGACGCCAACCCGGCCACUGAAGUCUCGCUGGGCCAGAAGAUGCUGUCUGCUGUCUCCGGCAGUCUGCUCACUUCGUUGCUAGUAACACCCCUCGAUGUCGUCCGCGUGCGAUUACAAUCACAAGAGGCCGCCCCAAGCGCUGCCUUCUCACGACCCAGCGGAGCCACUGGCCCAUCACUAACACAGUUUCGCGAUCUACCUCCCAACCUCGGCAUAUCGGCAUGUUGUCGAGAAGUCUUUUGGGUCAACAACAAAGCACCCUUCUGUGUAGCCGGACCUACAAUGGCACCCAUCAACCCCGCUGAUUUACACUGCGCCGUAGAAGAGGUGGAACGGAGAACCAUCAACAGCACAUGGGACGGCCUGCGCAAGAUUGCGCAGAACGAGGGGCCCCGCACACUCUGGCGGGGACUGUCUCCGACUCUGGUCAUGACUGUUCCAGCAAACGUCAUCUACUUUGCCGGAUACGAUUGGCUACGCACAGCCAGUGCAUCACCAUUGCGCCAGAACAUAGCCGAUCCCUAUAUACCCCUCGUCGCUGGAGCCACUGCCCGCGUCCUGGCCGCCAUCGCCGUCAGUCCCAUUGAAAUGUUUCGAACAAGAAUGCAGGCCGCAAACCAUCCGGCAACCGCUGCUGGACACUUCCGUGAGACAUUGGACGGCCUCAGGAACAUGGUCGCCAGCCAAGGUGUCUUCAGCCUCUGGAGAGGACUCACUUUGACCCUUUGGCGCGACGUGCCCUUUUCUGCCAUUUAUUGGUGGGGCUAUGAGACUACAAGGAAUACUUUAACAGACCAAAGAGGAAGGAGAGCUGCAAGAGACGACGGGUUCGAGUUCCGCAUGGGCCGAGGCGAAGAAAGAGUACGAAGAAGAAGCCGAUCAAGAAGCCAGGAAAAUCACCGCGAUACCCUGGUGGAUAGCUUUGUCGCAGGUGCUACCUCAGGAGCAGUUGCCGCCUUUGUCACAACGCCCUUUGACGUUGGAAAGACACGGCAGCAAGUCGUGCGCCAUAUGGGAGACAGCGUGCGCGAUGCCGCCAGAGCACGCCCAGAGGACAAGUCAAUACCACGCUUCCUGAUGCACAUCUAUCGCGAACAAGGCAUGCCUGGCCUGUUCAAGGGCUGGGCUGCUCGUUGUCUGAAAAUCGCCCCGGCCUGUGCCAUCAUGAUCAGUUGCUACGAGUUCAGCAAGAAGAUCGCCCUCGACAUGAAUGAACGACGAGAACAAGAAUCCCGACAUGCUUGA
Messenger RNA from Bipolaris zeicola 26-R-13, 1278 nucleotides. RefSeq lists its product as uncharacterized. The coding region runs from base 1 to 1278 and encodes 425 amino acids. The transcript has 2 exons. Gene Ontology annotation, biological process: mitochondrial transmembrane transport. The record is from RefSeq and is a predicted model, not a curated record. NCBI's taxonomy places the organism in Eukaryota, Fungi, Ascomycota, Dothideomycetes, Pleosporales, Pleosporaceae.